AUGUCGGAGUCUGACUCGGGGUCAGAGAACUUUGGAGACGAAGGCGAGCCAAUGUUCGCGUACGAGAAGCUUUACCACUCCGCGCAAGAUAAGAAAGAUAUCAUGGCCCUACCCGAAAUUGCCCGCGAGCAAACCUUGUCCGAGCGCGCGCAGAAAGUCGACCGACACAAUCAGGAUCUGGCUCUCCGUCGUCUGCUCGCCUCACGAUCCCGAGAUGAAGCUCGAGCUGCCAAGAAGGCGAAGCGAAAGGCAGGCUCAGCCGGCUUAGAUGAGAACCAGCGCAAAAGCUCCCGACAGAAGACGACUCUUGGUGGCCGCAAGGUUGGAGAAACAUCUGGGGCCAUCGAAGCCUACAAGCGCCAGCGUGAACAGAAGGGCAAACGGGAUGAGCUCCGCCGACGUGACCCAACCCAAUCACGCCGUCGCUCUCGCUCUGUUGGAUCAGAUGGGUCCGAUGACGAUGCGGAUGCCGAAAGCGACCUAGAACUGGAUGACCGUGUUGGGCGCUCCCCCUCCAUUCCCAAGGACGACCCUCCUGCCGAGCUGCGUGACAUUCAGCGUGCUCGUGUUGGCCGAAGCAACUUCGCCCAGGUCUGCUUCUACCCCGGAUUCGAGGCAGCUAUGAUCAACUGCUACGCACGUGUCAAUGUCGGACCUCACCACGAGACCGGACAACUGGAAUACCGCAUGUGCCUGAUCACUGGAAUUACCACGGGAAAGCCUUAUGCCAUGGAUGCCGCCAACGGCCGUCCAUUUGUCACAGACCAGUACGCUAAGCUGGCACAUGGAAAGGCCAUAAAGGAGUUCCCAUUCAUUGCUUGCUCUGACUCUCCUUUUACCGAGGGUGAAUACAAUCGCUACCGCAAGACUUUGGCCGUCGAGGAUCUGAAGAUGGCAACUCAGGGCAAGCUUGCCACAAAAGUUGUCGAUAUCAACAAUCUUAUUAACCACGAAUUCACUCGUGAUGAGCUGAAUGAGAAGCUGCGCCGUCAAGGUGCAUUCGACCAGAAGAAGAAUGUGCUCCGGCGCUUUGAUGUCGAAAGGGAUCUGUCAUUCGCCAAGGCCAACGGCAAUGACAACGAAGCCGAGCGAUUAGAGAAGGAGCUCCACGAACUGCUAAACCCCAACCUCUCAUGGGGAACUUCUCUGGUUAAGAAAGAAUCCGACAACAAGGGUCUCUCGGAGGCUGAGCGUGUUCAUCAAAUUAAUAUCCGCAACCAAAAGCUCAACUACGAAAAUGUGCGUCGUGCCCAGAUCGACGAGCGAAAGGCCGCCCGCAAGGCUGCCGCUGCAGUUGCUCGAGGAGAAGCUGUCCCGAAUCCAUUCAUGCGGGUUCGUACAGUGGCGAAGACUCACCACGAUGUCAAUGAUGCAUCCAAGACCGACAGCCCCGCGGGAACCUCCGCAGACACCCCCAAGGAGGCUGCCAAGUCCAAUGACAGCUCAGCAGCCGCUGUUAAGACCACUCCAGCGAAGCCAAAGAACGGCUUCAUGAUUAGCUACCGCAACACUGAUGACGAGAAUAUUGCUGCACUUGACAUGGAUAUUGAUAUCGAAAUCUAA
Molecule: messenger RNA, 1563 nt
Organism: Penicillium olsonii
Lineage: Eukaryota; Fungi; Ascomycota; Eurotiomycetes; Eurotiales; Aspergillaceae
Source: the annotation of a GenBank genome assembly